Molecule: messenger RNA, 567 nt
Organism: Pectinophora gossypiella (pink bollworm)
Lineage: Eukaryota; Metazoa; Arthropoda; Insecta; Lepidoptera; Gelechiidae
Gene: mRpS18C
Product: 28S ribosomal protein S18c, mitochondrial
Exons: 2
Coding region: 96-506 (136 amino acids)
Biological process (GO): mitochondrial translation
Cellular component (GO): ribosome; mitochondrial small ribosomal subunit
Molecular function (GO): structural constituent of ribosome; small ribosomal subunit rRNA binding
Source: RefSeq, a predicted model, not a curated record
UGUCAGUAACCUGUCGUAAUAUUUGUUUUGAGGUUAUGUUAUUUCCCCGAUAGAUAAAUAGAAAAAAUAUACAAAAUCAAUCUAAAACUUACACCAUGGCACUCCUAAAGACUAUAUUUCCACGCCAAAUAUUUGUGAAUACACAUCGCGUAAUCGUGUCCAACAUCAGACAGAUUGCCACAGAACAAAAUACUUCGUCAGAUGAACCAGUGGACAUAGCUAAUCCAUUUAAAAAGGAGACUCGUCAAUGUAUUCUCUGCAAGCUGAAAAUCUCGCCAAAUUACAAGAACUAUCGGCUCCUCUCUCAGUUUCAAAGUCCUUAUACUGGAAGGAUUUAUGGACGCCACAUAACAGGACUAUGCAAAUCCAAGCAAGCAUUGGUUGAGGCAGAAAUAAUCAAAGCUCAAAACUGUGGAUAUAUGCCCUAUUUCUACAAGGACAAGGCAUAUUUGAAAGACCCAAAAUUAUUCGACCCAGAAAAUCCUAUCCGAUCACACAGAUUCUAAUUUAAGUUCUUAGUUGUUUUAGUUUAUUUAGUGUAAAUGUUUGCCUGUAACAAAUAAAAAG